AUGGCUGUUAUUAAACAAAUUCCCUUCGGUAACACUGGUAUCAAAAUUUCUCCAAUUAUUGUUGGAUGUAUGUCCUACGGUUCCAAAGAUUGGGCCAAAUGGGUUGAAGAUGAUAAGGAAAAAGUCUUCAAGAUUUUGAAGCACUGUUAUGACCAAGGCUUACGGACUUUUGAUACUGCUGAUGUAUAUUCUAACGGUUUAAGUGAAAAGUUGUUGAAGGAAUUCAUGCAAAAAUACAACAUUAGAAGAGAAACUGUUGUUAUUAUGUCGAAAGUUUUCUUUCCGGUGGAUGAAACUCUGGACUUAGGUUUGGGUAGCGGUCUUGAAGAUGAACUUGCACAACUGGAUUUGACUAACCAACAGGGUCUCUCCAGAAAACAUAUUAUCGAUGCCGCUAAGAAGUCUGUUGAAAGACUAGGUACAUAUAUGGAUGUCUUACAAAUUCAUAGAUUCGACCCAAACACUCCUGUUAAGGAAACUAUGAGAGCUUUGAAUGACGUAGUCGAAAUGGGCUUAACUAGAUAUAUUGGUGCAUCAUCGAUGCUAGGUACUCAACUUGCUGAAUUGCAAUUCACCGCUGAUAAAUACAACUGGUUCCAAUUUGUGAAUGUACAAUCCUGUUACAAUUUGGUCUACAGAGAAGAUGAACGUGAGACUAUCCCCUUUGCAAAGAAACACAAUUUGAUGUUAACACCAUGGUCACCAAACCACCAAGGUUUACUAACAAGGCCAGUUGGUGUUGAAUCAACGAGAUCUUCUUCCGAUAUCAUCAUCAAUGCUUGGGGUUUGAAAAACUUAAAGCCAUGGGAAGUCACUGUCAUCAAUCGUGUCGAAGAAAUGGCAAAGAAGAAAAACGUUUCAAUGGCAGUCAUUGCCACUGCCUGGGUCAUUCAAAAGGGAUGUGCACCAAUUCUUGGCAUGAGUUCCAUCGCUAGAGUCGAUGACAACAUCAAAGCUCUGGACGUUUCAUUCACCGAAGAAGAGAUGAAAUACCUCGAAGAACCUUACGAACCCAGAGACCUAUUAUAA
Kazachstania africana CBS 2517 is the source of this 1029-nucleotide messenger RNA. RefSeq names its product aldo/keto reductase. The record is from RefSeq and is a predicted model, not a curated record. Lineage: Eukaryota; Fungi; Ascomycota; Saccharomycetes; Saccharomycetales; Saccharomycetaceae. The coding region runs from base 1 to 1029 and encodes 342 amino acids. The transcript has a single exon.